This is a messenger RNA of Lathyrus sativus (Indian pea), 1704 nucleotides long. The record is from the annotation of a GenBank genome assembly. NCBI's taxonomy places the organism in Eukaryota, Viridiplantae, Streptophyta, Magnoliopsida, Fabales, Fabaceae.
AUGGCGAUGGUAGCACGAGACAUUGAUGAAUUGCCAAAGAACGCAGCAAACUACACAGCCUUGACGCCAUUGUGGUUUUUGGAAAGAGCAGCUAAGGUUCAUCCAACCAGAAAGUCACUCAUCUAUGGAUCUCGUCAUUACACAUGGCAUCAGACGUACCAACGUUGCCGCCGAUUCGCCUCUGCUCUUUCUAACUUUUCCAUCGGACUUGGAAACACUGUAUCUGUUAUUGCACCUAAUGUUCCAGCCAUUUAUGAAGCUCAUUUUGCAGUUCCAAUGGCAGGGUCAGUGUUAAACACAGUGAAUAUUAGGCUAAAUGCAUCCACAGUAGCUUUUCUUCUAAGUCAUUGUAAUGCAUCAGUUGUAAUUGUGGAUCAAGAGUUUUUUUUAUUGGCAGAAGAAGCAUUGAAAAUAUGGUCUACAAAAACAAACACAUUCAAGCCUCCAAUUUUAAUUGUGGUUGGCGAUGAAAAUUGCGACGCUAAAUCACUUAAAUACGCGUUGAGCAAAGGCGCCAUUGAUUACGAGGAUUUUCUUCAAAGUGGAGACCCUGAGUACGCUUGGAAAGCGCCCGAAGAUGAGUGGCAGAGCAUUACUUUGGGUUACACGUCAGGAACCACUUCGAAUCCGAAGGGAGUGGUGUUACAUCACCGCGGAGCGUAUCUUAUGUCGCUUAGUGCAGCAAUGGUUUGGGGAAUGAAUCAAGGAGCUGUUUAUCUUUGGACUUUGCCAAUGUUUCAUUGCAAUGGUUGGUGCUAUACUUGGACACUCGCAGCUCUAUUUGGAACUAACAUAUGUCUCCGCCAGGUAUCUGCGAAAGCAGUAUACGAAGCCAUUAGCAAAUACAAAGUGACUAAUUUUUGUGCAGCACCGGUGGUGCUUAACUCAAUAAUGAAUGCUCCGGAAGAAGAUACCAUACUUCCUCUACCACAUGUUGUAGAUGUGAAUACCGGUGGUGCACCUCCUCCUCCUUCUCUAUUAUCCGGCAUGUCCAAACUCGGGUUUCGCGUCAUGCACAAUUACGGUCUUUCAGAAACCUUUGGCCCGUCGGUCUACUGCGCGUGGAAACCAGACUGGGAUUCGCUUCCACCGGAGUCCCAAGCCAAACUCCACGCGAGACAAGGUAUUCGUUACAUAGCCUUGGAAAACCUCGAAGUAAUGAACACGAAAACAAUGCGACCUGUUCCGGCUGAUGGAAAAACCAUCGGCGAGAUCGUGAUGCGUGGUAAUGUCGUGAUGAAAGGCUACUUAAAGAAUCCAAAAGCUAAUGAAGAGGCGUUUGCAAAUGGAUGGUUUCAUACCGGCGAUCUUGCUGUGAAACAUGAAGAUGGAUAUAUAGAAAUUAAAGAUAGGUCAAAAGAUAUUAUUAUUUCGGGUGGUGAAAAUAUAAGCAGUGUAGAGAUAGAGAAUACUCUAUACUCACAUCCUGCAAUAUUGGAGACUUCUGUGGUUGCUAGGCCAGAUGAGAAAUGGGGUGAGUCUCCAUGUGCAUUUGUGACAUUGAAGCCAGGUGUGAGUAGUAGUAAUGAAAAGAGGUUUGUUGAGGAUAUAAUGAAUUUUUGCAAGGCUAAGAUGUCUGCUUAUAUGGUCCCAAAAUCAGUUGUGUUUGGGCCAUUACCUAAGACAGCUACUGGGAAGAUACAGAAGAAUCUGCUGAGGGCUAAGGCUAAGGAGAUGGGGGCUGUCAUGAUGAGCAAGAUGUAA